Bradysia coprophila is the source of this 3125-nucleotide messenger RNA. RefSeq names its product magnesium-transporting ATPase, P-type 1-like. Gene Ontology annotation, cellular component: membrane. The record is from RefSeq and is a predicted model, not a curated record. Gene Ontology annotation, biological process: magnesium ion transport. Gene Ontology annotation, molecular function: ATP hydrolysis activity; ATP binding; P-type magnesium transporter activity. NCBI's taxonomy places the organism in Eukaryota, Metazoa, Arthropoda, Insecta, Diptera, Sciaridae.
CGUAGACACACGGCUAUACAAUGGAGAAGUUCAAGUACCGCCAUAAAAGCGCGAGUAUAAAGAGUAGUGACGAAUUAUGAAAACUACUUGCUGUAUAGUGUCCCAACGGUAAAUGCAUAUAAGUAACCCAAAACAUCGUAUAAGCUUCAGCGCAUUUGUUUUAAUGUGAAUUUCUAGUCGACAGUUUAAUGUUCUUUAUUAAUGAAGUUACGGUGCUUUUGAUUGAAUCGCGAUGAAUACGAACAAUCGUACUGCACAACAUGCCAAUUUCCCCCUGAGCCCCCUGAGCGAGACUCAAGCCAAAGAGCAUCUGGUCACCUACGGUUACAAUGAAAUCGAAACGGGCAAGAAAACGCCAUGGUACAAAGUGCUGUACACGGCGCUUGUACACCCUUUCAACAUCCUGUUGGCAAUACUAGCCACAGCAUCAGGAAUCAUUGAAGAUUUUGACACAAUGGCAAUCAUGUUGGUGAUGGUCACCCUGUCGUCAGUGAUCCGAUUCCAUCAGGAAUGGAAAUCGUUGCGAGCGGCUCAAAGUCUUUUGUCGAUGGUGUCGAAGAAAGUAAAAGUAAUGCGUUGUCGGGACGGUACGGGUAGUGUUGAAGAAAUGGAAAUUGACACUGCAUUGCUUGUGCCCAGUGAUUGGGUGAAAUUAGAGCCGGGAAAUCUAAUACCGGCAGAUCUGAUCAUUCAUUCGUCGAAAGACUUGUACAUAUCGCAGGCAUCGUUGACGGGAGAAGCUAUUCCCGUGGAAAAGUACACUGUCUCAAGAGAAGCGAUUGACCGAAGCAGUAGUGACGAAUCGAAACCCCACACUGAGAUUCUAAUCGACAGAAGUCCUGAACAAUUGGUGCAUCAGCGACGGAAGAAAACACGUAGAACAGGCUUCAAGGACAUGGUGAAAAAUAUCUUCGGAAUACAGACCGGUCUGGAAAGCAGCGACAUAGAUCGACUGGAAAUGAAAGCCGACCUAGAUCGACCCGAUAUGUGUUACAUGGGCACAUCGGUUAUUUCCGGUGUGGCAACAGCGAUUGUUUAUGCUACCGGACCGCGCACAUAUUUCGGAAUGAUGGCUGAUGAUAUUGCAACGCGUCGACCUCAGAAUGCCUUCCAGCUUGGUGUUCGUCGGAUCUCUUGGAUCUUCUUUCUAACGAUGGCCUGUCUUGUUCCACCCGUUUUCCUAUUACAAGGUUUACUUCACAGUGGCUGGACCGACGCGUUACUGUUUUCACUGUCAGUGGCAGUGGGAUUGACGCCCGAAAUGUUGCCAAUGAUUGUGAACACAACGCUAGCUAAAGGAGCGUAUCAGCUGGCUAAACGGAAAUGCAUCGUUAAGAGCUUGGACGCUGUGGUUAAUCUCGGUGGAAUGGAUGUGCUGUGUACGGACAAAACAGGAACGUUGACGAAAAGUGUGGUCACACUCACAAAGCACGUGAACCCGUUGGGAAUGGAAUCAGAUCUUCCGUUGCACAUGGCGUAUUUGAAUUCAUAUUUCCAGGCUGUCAACAGCAGUCCCAUGGACACGGCUGUGCUACUGUUCUACGACUCAUUUUAUUUCCAAAAAUCUGUCGUUAGUUUGUCGGUGGAUAUCCCGGCCGAUGAGAAUGUUACCGGCCGAUUCGAAAAGAUUGACGAAAUUCCGUUCGACUUUGAGCGCAGAAAGACUUCGGUCAUUUUGAAAGAGAAGGGAGAUGACAGCAAAAACAUUUUAAUUUGUAAAGGAGCCGUCGAUGAGAUGUUAAGCUGCUGUACGCGAAUCUCUACCGACAAUUUGAACGAAGACUUCUUCAUUCCUAAUGACUAUGCCAUUACCGAUUUAACGUCAGACCUCCACAAUCGAUUGAAAGAAUUUGCAGAGGAUCAAAGCCGAGAAGGACUUCGGAUACUUGCCGUGGCUUACAAGAAAUUCGACAAAUUUCCGGGAAGCUUCGAUGUAUCCUGUGAAAACGAUCUAACGUUUGUGGGAUUUUUGGCUUUCCUCGAUCCUCCGAAGGAAUCGGCUGCACAGGCAAUCAGAGACUUGAUGAUCAACAAUGUCAACGUGAAAGUGUUGACCGGCGAUUCUUCGGUUGUUUGCCAGAAGAUUUGCGAAGAAAUUCGACUGCCCGUUCAGCAAGUGGUAACAUCCAGCGACCUUGACGGGCUCAAUGAUGCCGAAUUAUCCGAUCUGGCGGAACGCAGCACAAUAUUUUCGAAACUGACUCCGAUGCAAAAGGCCGACAUUGUUCGUGCACUUCGACGAAACGGACACAUCGUCGGUUUUCUCGGUGAUGGCAUCAACGAUUCCACAGCACUCGUUGAGGCUGACGUUGGAAUUUCAGUUGAUAGCGGGACAGACAUUGCGAAAGAAUCGGCCGACAUUAUACUUCUGGAGAAAGAUCUGGGUGUUGUGGUCGACGGAGUGAUUUUUGGCCGUUCAACCUAUGGCAACACUCUCAAGUACAUUGUGAUGGCCGUUUCAUCGAACUUUGGUAACGUUUUCUCCAUGCUAGUCGCCUCCAGUUGGCUGCCAUUCCUUCCGAUGCUUCCGAUCCAUGUGGUCGUCCAGAAUCUACUGUACGACAUUUCGCAAAUAUCCAUCCCAUGGGACCACAUGGAUCCGGAAUUUCUGAUCGUUCCCCAUCGCUGGUCAAUGAAAUCGGUUCUACGGUUCAUGGUGUGGAUCGGUCCCUGGUCAUCCGUCUUCGACAUCACCACAUUUCUGUACAUGUACUACUACUUCGGUAUACAGACACCGGACAAUGAUGUAACGCUCUUCCAAACCACAUGGUUUACUGUUGGACUGUUGACGCAAACACUGAUCGUCCAUAUGAUCAGAACGCCGAAGAUUCCGUUUAUUCAAUCCACUGCCUCAUUGCCGGUUAUACUGAUGACGGUUAUAAUCAUGACCAUUGGUAUAGUCAUUCCGUUCAUACCGCUGUUCCGGAAUUGGCUGCAAAUGGUGGUAUUGGAAUCGAUGGUGUAUCCGUAUGUUGCAGGAGCUUUGCUGUCCUACGCAAUUGCAGCUCAGCUGGCAAAAGUUAUUUAUAAGCGACUUUUCAACGAAUGGUUCUAACGACGUAUAAGGUCCGUGUGUUUUGUAUUCCCUUAGACUAAAUAAAAUUUUUGCUUUUAACAAUGGAAAA